GCGGGCAGAUGCGCGCAUGGAGCGGCCGGGGAGCAACGAGAGCUGCCCAGGCUGCCGGCUGGAGGGGGGCCCGGCGGCGAGAGCCGCCACCGGUCUGGCGGCGGUGCUUAUCUUCACCAUCGUGGUGGACGUGCUGGGCAACGCGCUGGUCAUCCUCUCUGUGCUGCGGAACAAGAAGCUCCGCAACGCCGGUAACAUCUUUGUUGUCAGCUUGUCCGUUGCAGACCUUGUGGUUGCAGUUUAUCCGUACCCUCUGAUCUUAAGUGCCAUCUUCCACAAUGGAUGGACCAUGGGAAAUGUCCACUGCCAGAUAAGUGGGUUCCUGAUGGGCUUAAGUGUCAUCGGGUCCAUUUUCAACAUCACGGCGAUCGCAAUCAACCGCUACUGCUACAUCUGCCACAGCCUUCGAUACGAUAAGCUCUUCAACCUGAAGAACACCUGCUGCUAUCUCUGCCUGACCUGGAUACUCACAGUGGUUGCAAUUGUGCCGAACUUCUUUGUUGGCUCCUUGCAGUACGAUCCCCGGAUUUACUCCUGCACCUUUGCCCAGACAGUGAGCACAUCGUACACCAUCACUGUGGUGGUGGUUCACUUCAUCGUCCCACUCUCUGUCGUGACAUUUUGCUACCUACGGAUCUGGAUUUUGGUGAUUCAAGUCAAACACCGGGUGAGACAAGACUGCAAGCAGAAACUCAGGGCAACGGACAUCCGAAACUUCUUGACUAUGUUUGUGGUUUUUGUCCUUUUUGCUGUGUGCUGGGGACCAUUAAACUUUAUUGGCCUUGCUGUUUCAAUUAAUCCUUCAAAAGUGCAGCCACACAUUCCAGAAUGGCUUUUUGUCCUGAGCUAUUUUAUGGCCUAUUUUAACAGCUGCCUCAAUGCUGUGAUCUAUGGGCUUCUUAACCAGAAUUUUCGGAAGGAGUACAAAAGGAUAUUGCUGACACUGUGGACUCCCAGGCUGCUGUUCAUCGAUGUGUCCAAGGGUGGGACAGAAGGGAUAAAAAGCAAGCAUUCUCCAGCCAUAACAACCAACAACAACCACGCUGAAAUACACCUAUGAGUCAGGACAGUACUAUUUAUUAUGGACUAAGCUGUAUAUGUAAUAUAUAAGAGCCUUUCUAGCUGUGUGCAUUGCACAACUGGUGUUGUCCUCAUGCAAGGAAGGAGUCUGCAACCUUUCAUGCUUAGCUUGACGUCACUGCGACAUCAAGGCUUUGAGUAAGGAUUUUCAGAAUGGAAAUGACUGAUUUUUUUUUUUUUUAAUUAUUAUGUCAUCUUUCACUGAGUGCCUAAUUAAUUGGUUUGGUUGCUUUUGUUACAAUACCCAAUACCCAAAAGGGAAUACCCAAAAAGGGAAGCAUUCAGAGUGCAUGGAGAAGUGCAGCUAUGCUUGAAAUGCAACCUUCAAGAGACAGCAAAAUUUCCAUUUAUUACACGUAAACCUUUCUCCUCUCCCUUUGAAUUCUAUUUUUCUAGCAUUAACUUAGCCUGAACUGUAUCAAACGAAUGUAAACUGCAUGGCUUUUUUACAUUUUAAAUAGGUAACUCUAUUAGCCAGCAGAUGUAUGUAUGGGCAUGGUGUGUGUUUUCCUUUUUGUUUCCUCUUAAGGUUUAGGAACUAGCCUGGGCUAGAUGUGAGGCAGGCAGAACCCAGACCAGUGUGUGCCUGAUGCACUCAUUUUAAUUGAGUUUCUACAGACAUUAAGUACCAUUGCACUCUCCUUCGCAGGCCAUGAGUAAGUAUAUGACAUAUGACAUAAUUUAAUUGCAGUAAGAUACUUGGAGCCUGAUUCUAAUUUAGGCAGUAUCCUGUCAUGGCCAGCAGUCAUUCCAAACAUCUUUCAAAAGUCACUGCUACAUGAACAUCACAAUAAAAAAGAUGAAUAUAGCAGACUCCCAUCUGUGUAACGCAGAUUGCAAGUUUUAAGUUCCAGUAACAUUUACACUUGCAAAGAAAGGCAGAAGGGGAAGGCAAUGUUUGUUCCAAAAAUCCCUCCUUUUGCCCAUCACAGAACAUGAAUUUGUUGAUAGAAGAAAAAGUGAAGAUUUUUUCCCCCCAUUUUACUUACAGAACUGCAAUUAACUUAUGGAGUGGGGAGACAAAAGCUACUUAAGCUUAAUUAUGUAUCGGUUCUGUUAAAGCCUGGACUGUGCUAUCUCUAUCAUUGGAAACAAUGUCAUGAAGCGCUGGGGGGGCCAGUAUCACAUUAGACAAUGAGCACAUGGGCAAAGAUAAGGCUGUUUCUUUAAUGGAGUACGAAAGGGAGGGGUGUGUGUGACAGCAGCUGUCUGUAGAUACGACUUCUUUGUUUCCUUAGCUUCAUUGUGAAUUCAUCUCUUUAUGGCUUUAAAUAUGCGAAUCCUGCUUUGAAACAAUCCCAUAAAAUCAACAGGUAAGACUGUCCUGGUGCAACUCUACCUUCAGGUUAGCACACCUGCCUUGAUGCCGGUGUGCUGAGUGGCACAGAGGGAGAGGGGGAAGGUCUGAGCCCUCGGGGUCUAACGAGGACAGCAGGCAUCCUACCCCCAGUCAAGGACUGCAGUCUUCUCUCUUUGGUUCUAGUCAAAGCAGGACUCGUUCCCAGGACUGAGCCCUGAAAUACUGAGACCAGACUUCAUAGGCACCUGGAGAUGGAGGUAUGCAGGAAUUCCCCAAAGCCUGAGCAGGCUGUGUGCUUAAUCCUUAGAGAAAAUAGUAAGCCAUUUGUGCACUGCUUCCUGAAACCAACUUGCUGCUGAAUGUCCCUUCUGCUGAUUUUUCAGGGAAGAGGAAAUGAGAGAAAUAAAGCCCCUUUCUGCAGUGGGCCAAGGAACUUUGCAUGCUGCGUUGCCUCCAUGUGGAUUGAGUGUCUCUGCUGCUGGUGCUGCCAUGUGGUGAAGGUCACUGCAGUACCAGGGGGGCCCUGCAUUUACAAGGUGCCCUGGCACUUAGGAAGUUUCAAACUUGAACAUCUCAGCCACUUUAGAUGAAUGUUGUUUCAAAAUGUACUGCAAGCCAGCCUCCCAUAAUAGGAAUCAAACUGAGUUCUGUUUUGGCCUCUUAUUCUGCCUCAGCAUGGCCAAAUAAAGGUAUUUGACCCUCAGAAAUAACUGUUGUCUGUUCACGUUCCAGAAAAACCACUCUGGAUGAAUUUACACCAUUCCAUGCAA
Catharus ustulatus (Swainson's thrush) is the source of this 3150-nucleotide messenger RNA. It is a transcript of the gene GPR50, whose product is annotated as G protein-coupled receptor 50. Bases 17 to 1060 code for a protein of 347 amino acids. Gene Ontology annotation, molecular function: melatonin receptor activity. Gene Ontology annotation, biological process: G protein-coupled receptor signaling pathway. Gene Ontology annotation, cellular component: membrane. The transcript is spliced from 2 exons. NCBI's taxonomy places the organism in Eukaryota, Metazoa, Chordata, Aves, Passeriformes, Turdidae. The record is from RefSeq and is a predicted model, not a curated record.